This is a messenger RNA of Lolium perenne, 1308 nucleotides long. RefSeq lists its product as uncharacterized. Gene Ontology annotation, cellular component: U4/U6 x U5 tri-snRNP complex; spliceosomal complex. Lineage: Eukaryota; Viridiplantae; Streptophyta; Magnoliopsida; Poales; Poaceae. Gene Ontology annotation, biological process: mRNA splicing, via spliceosome. Gene Ontology annotation, molecular function: zinc ion binding; nucleic acid binding. The record is from RefSeq and is a predicted model, not a curated record.
AACUAGUCGAAUCCUCAUCGCACAUCGGAAGAGGAAGAGAGAAAAAAACCACCGCCGCUCUCUCCGUCUCCGGCGGCUUCCGUCCUCGUCCUCCCUCUACGCGCUGCUCCAGCAGCGCUCCCCUCCGGCCUCCCUUCGGCCCCGCUCGCAGAUCCAUCUUGUCUCCCACGACGAGCAGUGUUGGUGCUGCCCCGGCGCUCGCAACUCGAAACGGCUCCGCCGCCACCGCCUCUGCCACUUCCUCCCUUCCCGCGCCGGCGGCAAGCGCGCCCGAGUCCCCAAACUUCCCCGGAUACCCUCCCGCAGCGUAGCAGCUGCUUCGGUGUGGACGGGCCAAGAUGUCUGGCAAUCCUGCAGGUGUGGACAACACUUUCCGCAGGAAAUUUGACAAAGAGGAGUACUUGGAACGAGCCCGGCAGAGAGAGCGGGAUGAGAAGGAUGAAGCCCGUAGAGGCAAGGAUAGGGGUCCUCCUGUGCAAAGACAACCUUUGAAGCACAGGGACUAUGAAGUUGACCUUGAGUCUCGUCUUGGGAAGACCCAGGUGGUAACCCCAAUCGCACCUUUGAGCCAGCAGGCUGGAUACUACUGUUCAGUAUGUGAGUGUGUUGUUAAAGAUUCAGCUAAUUAUUUGGAUCAUAUAAAUGGCAAGAAGCAUCAGAGAGCAUUGGGCAUGUCUAUGCGUGUUGAAAGGGCUUCACUCGAACAGGUUCAAAAACGGUUUGAGUCACUUAAGAAGAGGAAGGACCCAGGGACCUUUAGUGAACAAGAUUUGGAUGAGAGAAUAUUCAAACAGCAGCAAGAGGAGGAGGAGAAGAAGCGCCAGCGGAGAGAAAAGAAGAAAGAAAAGAAGAAAGAGCUGGCUGGCCCGAAUGAACCUGAGGACAUUGACCCUGAUGUUGCUGCUAUGAUGGGAUUCGGCGGGUUUGGCACCUCAAAGAAGUGAGACUUCCACCAGGAGGCGUUGUUUCGCCGGUUUGUGGCCGCUGAAGACAACUCGUGGCUCCAUGCACCUGGAUCUCAAUAUAGCUUCAGACACUGACACAACUCUGAUGCAGAGCUGCGGAGUUGGGGAUCAGUCUCCUAGGCCCUUGAUCAGAAAAAUGUGUGUGACCGCUAUCUGAUAAUGUCUGUGGAACGACACUUAAUGCUGGAACGAUUAAGAUUCUGUGAUGAAUGAUGACGUUGUUUUAUGAUGGAAAUCUUUUUGAGAGACAUUUUAUCUUAGAGAAAUGUGAUAAUUACCGUCUAUGUGUUCCCUCAGUUUGCAACAUAGCAAAUGCGGUGUAUUGAAGAGCAACUGUUUUUCA